This is a messenger RNA of Silurus meridionalis, 2441 nucleotides long. It is a transcript of the gene gipc2, whose product is annotated as GIPC PDZ domain containing family, member 2. The transcript has 6 exons. Gene Ontology annotation, molecular function: protein binding. NCBI's taxonomy places the organism in Eukaryota, Metazoa, Chordata, Actinopteri, Siluriformes, Siluridae. The record is from RefSeq and is a predicted model, not a curated record. Bases 404 to 1453 code for a protein of 349 amino acids.
GCGUCUCUCUGUGCGCAUGCGCACCCGGGCGCCGUUGUUGGUGCACCGAUUCACGGAGUUUCAUAGGCGGAGGAAAAAAAACCCCGAGGAAACCUGCUUUAUGUUUGUUAUCGGAUAUAUAUUUUUUGAUUAUUAUUUUCGGUUUUACGGUAAGAUUCACGCGCAUAGAGACGUUUUUGUUUGUUUUUUUAAAGAAAUAAUUAUUUAACAAAAACUAAAUCAGUCUGAAAGCUCUACAGGUUGCUGUAUUCGGGCGCGCGCUCUCAGUACCUGCCGCGCGGAUCAGUUGUUUAUUUAUAGAGUUCGAUAUUUUUUGUUUAUUUGUUUAUUUUAUUUAAACACAUUCCCUCCUCCCCUGCCGUGUCCCUCACCGCCGGUUCCCCGGUGAGGAAGAAGCCACGCGAUGCCGCUGGGCCUGAGGAGGAAGAAGAAGUCGCGGGAGAGCUCGAGCCUGGUGGAGAAUGAGGAGGUCGGUGGUGGUGGAGGAGGAGGAGGGGGAGGACACGCGGGGAAGAGCGCGGCGAUGAACGGUGGUGGUGGAGGUGGAGGUGUUGGUGGUGGUGGUGUUGGUGGAGGAGUCAGUGGAGGUCUCGCACCACCGCCCGCAAACUUGCGCCCCAAACUCGUGUUCCACACGCAGCUCGCGCACGGCAGCCCCACCGGCCGCAUCGAGGGCUUCAGCAACGUCAAGGAGCUGUACAGCAAAAUCGCCGAGGCGUUCAAUCUCAGCUCCACUGAGAUCCUGUUCUGCACCCUGAACACACACAAAAUUGACAUGGACAAGCUGCUCGGGGGACAGAUCGGCCUGGAGGACUUCAUCUUCGCUCACGUUAAAGGCAUCAAAAAGGAGGUGGAUGUGUUCAAAGCCGAGGACGCGUUGGGUCUCACCAUCACCGACAACGGCGGCGGAUACGCCUUCAUCAAGCGUAUAAAGGAGGGCAGUGUGGCAGACGGCGUGAAGGUGAUCUGCGUGGGAGACCACAUUGAGUGCAUUAAUGGAAAGAACAUCGUGGGGACACGGCACUACGAGGUCGCUCGCAUGCUCAAGGACCUGCCCAAAGAUCAGUCCUUUACGCUCAAGCUGGUCGAACCUAUGAAGGCGUUCGAGAUGCUCGAGCCAAGAUCGAAAGGGUCCAAGCCUCAGGGGGAGAGCCGGAUCGGGACGGGCCGUGAAACUCUGAGACUCCGCUCCAAAGGCCCGGCCACCGUAGAGGAAAUGCCAACAGAGUUUGAAGAAAAGGCAGUGAAAAAAGUGGACGACCUCCUCGAGAGCUACAUGGGCAUCCGGGACACUGAAUUAGCGGCCACGAUGGUGGAGGUCGGACGGGACAAGGUGAACCCAGACGAGUUCGCCAUGGCUCUGGACCAGGCCCUGGGAGACUUCGCCUUCCCAGACGAGUUCGUGUUCGACGUCUGGGGAGCCAUCGGAGAUGCCAAGCAAGGACGCUUUUAACUCAUUACAGCACUACACGUGCGCGCACACACACACACACACACACACACACACACACACUCUCCAUGACGUUUCGAUGGGAAAAAGGAAGUGCUGUUUAUCACUGUGAUUUAUAAAACACACUGCAUUCCACUCAAAGUGUACUUAUUCAGCCAAAGAGUGUAAAUUACCACUUUUCCGAUCGGGUAAAUAUAAAUGAUGUAUACUUUUCCUGAUCAGGUAUAUAUAUAUAUAUAUAUAUCUAUCUCUCUCAAUGCCGUUAGUGGUUACUAUUUUGUAUGUCAUUAAGCACACUUUUCUAUAGACAGGGAACACAGUUUGGAACGCAUGCCUUACUCAGCACUUUUACGGACCGAUAAUUGCAUCGCAUUGGUUUAAUUGUGCUUUACUUUGCUACCGUUUUAUAUCGUGAACGGCUGAUUUGCUGUAAAAAUCAAUCCCAUAUGUGACCAUAAGAGUCCUGUGGACCCCCCUUUCUAGAUUUCUGAUGCUCACCAAUACGAGAAGUGUGAAUUAUUGUGUACCUGGCUGAUUAGAUUUAACCCACACACUCGAGCCAAGGACGUGUCGCUCAGCGAAAUCAGGACGUGCGCCAUAGUCACAUGAUUUGCCACGAAUUAUGGCACUUGAAUGUCUCUUCUUUCCUUCCUAUCACUGGCUCAUUAGGAAACAUCGCUCGCUUUGACUCCUGUAGAUGUGUUUCAUAAACGUCUAUGAGCACAUGCCGUGUCUUUUUUCUAAUUAUUUUUUAAUAUGAAUGAAAAUUUUAUGAAAUGUCUGUUUCAUUACAGUUUGGCCCCAUGAAGGAUUUACCCAUCUUUAACAGUUUUGUAGUUAAAAUAUUAGCAUGAAAAGAUGUUCUAGUAAAUUUAGACGAGUGAUUUUUUUUUUUCUUUUCUGUACAGAAUGUUUGUAAUCGUCAUUUUAUAGCUGGAUAGAUUUGUAAUCUUUUAAUUUAUUUGUUCAAUAAAAUCACAUGGGAAAAACA